UCGGGACGGCCAAGUGCUCGUCGGAACAGAAGAAAAUUUGUGAGUGAACGAAAAUGGAGGUUGCCUGCCAACCUCUGUCUUCACAUCGCUCCGGAGUUAGUGACGACGGUAGUUUAAUGACUACGAACGAGCAGUUAAGUGAGUUCCAAGACAUAAUUCAAAGAAUGGAUCGUAUUCUGAACGAACACGUAACAACGAACUCGUGUUCUGCUAGUUUGACGAACAGAACUCUGGAUCUUGUUGGGAUCGACCGCACGCCGAAUAAUCAGCUUUGUCGUAGCGCUCCUCCUACUUCGACUGUUGCAGAAGACGUGUUCCCCCCGGCGCCCGAAAGACGAGCGUCGGUGGGCAAAGAAAUUCCUGCCACUGUUCGGGUUAAUAUCGGCAUCGACGAGGACCUGAAAAUGAUUCUUGAAAUGGACCCCAGUAUUAUAGACGUGGUGGCGACGGACAGCCAGACACAGCAGCAGCAGGUGUCACCUCCGGACAAGGUGGUGGGGUUACCUCCGCGAGCUGGCGGUCCUCCGACGUUCAAGACGGCGACGUCCACGUCUCGCACUCAGCUGAAGCUGCAGUUGAUGAGAGAGCAGAUCCAGCAGCAAGAACGUCGCGAGGCAGAACUGAGGCAGCAGCAGCUGGAACGGCGUCUCCAGCCGCUCUCCGCCGCCCUCAAAGUUCCUGUCAGCAUCCAGAGCGUCGACGUACCUCCGCAAGUCUUGCAAGUGCGGACAGGCCUGGAGAACCCAACUCGCUACCACGUGAUCCAGAAACAGAAGAGCCAAGUGCGGCAGUACUUGAGCGAAUCAUUCCAGCAGCCGCUAGAUGUCACUGGUGCUGGUGACUUUCGUAAUGGCGUCGUACAGGUCCAGAGCGCCCCGAAUCUUGCUACGAUAACUCUGCAGAACCACCACGUGAUCGGCGUUAGUCCGGAUAAUGCAGUGUCACCAAGUCUGAGCUCCGUUGCCACGAGCACCGACGAGGCUGAAGAGGUGCUGGAAGAUAUUUUAUCUUACGAAGCCAGUUCUUUGGCGUCGGAUGGCCUUAAGGUGACAGAUUCGUCACUGAACAUUUCAUCAGACAUUCAGGUUGGAACCGGAAGCCUCUAUGAACAGCUGAUAGCGUAUGGAAAUGGGGCGCUCAAGACGAGCAACUCUUGCCCUCCCGAUCUGCCACAGAUUAAGCCAGAACCACUUCAGCUUAGCGACGCAGAAAUUCAUGCGAUUGCCAAAGACAGGCAGAAGAAGGAUAAUCAUAACAUGAUUGAAAGACGACGGCGUUUCAACAUCAAUGACCGAAUCAAAGAAUUGGGAACGCUGCUACCAAAAAACAAUGAUCCCUUCCACGAAAUUGUGCGAGAUGUUCGACCCAACAAGGGCACCAUUCUUAAGUCAUCUGUGGAUUACAUCAAGGUCCUAAAACACGAGGUGCAGCGAAUGAAACAAGUGGAGGCGAGGCAGAAGCAGCUGGAGCUCCAGAACCGGCGCCUCUUCCUUCGAAUACAGGAAUUGGAACUGCUGGCAAAAUCACAUGGACUGCCGGUGUCUGAGUUCGCAUGGCAAUCCUCCACCCCAUCACCUGUUAUCACCAGCUACUUCAAGUCCCAUCACGUGAUACAGGACCCAUUGCUUGAUCAAACAUUGGAUGGCGGUACACCACGAUUCAGCAUGCAGAUGCAAGACACUAUUAUAGAAACGUCAGCUCUAAGCGCGUCCCAAGUAGAUCUAAUGGAAGAUGAUCAUCCUGUAAAUGGCGACCCAAUGCUCUCGUCUCCGCACGUGCCGAGCCCAGGAGAGCCGCACCACAUAGAUGAUGAUGACGACGACGACGAUAAUGAACUCGACAGUGACUCUCUUGUGGAUAUGGACAUGGUGGCAUGAUCCUACUUGUUUGACAGCUGUUGAGGCGUCUGAAAAUUAGUUGAUGACUAUAGAGAGGGCUUCUUGAGCUCGUAGCACAGUACGGAGUCAGCAUUUGUUUAGUAGCCAUGUUUCUGUGAAACAAGUGAUUACUGACUGAAAUGCUUCAAGCACUCAGAUUCACGCUGAUUUUGAUCAGGCCUUGUUACUUCGGUUGCAUAUUUUACGUGCAGAAAAGUUUGCAAAUUGCAUGAUCUGUGAAAUAAUCCUACAAAAUAAAACAAUGAUGCGGUACUGGAAUGUUUAGAUUGUGUCACGUUGACGACCUGAUGUGGGACAUCAGAGCGUAACAAGAUAUGACCGAUGAAGUGUCUGGUACCUGAGUGCCUGAACGUGAAAUGUGUGGCUGCUGCAUAGUUUAUGAUGCUGACUGAUUAUAAAAUCUUCUCGGGCAACCAGCCAUGUCAAUUCGCAGCAUAAGUCAGAUGUUUCAGGGACCUCUCCUCUCUCCGUUAUCAGGGAGUGGUGUGAUGGAUAACCAGUGUUUGUUGUUCAUGUGCAUAAUUGAUUCCCCUUCCCAUGUGGCCAAGCAUAGAACGCCCUCAUUAACAUCUGCAGAAAGCAAAUAAGGUUAGGCAGUGCUUGGACCGGACUGAGGUCACAUCAGGCGACACGGAGACCAAAAGAAGCUGGAGGGGUUACUGCAGUUUCAGACGACGGUACUUUUGACUGAUGACAGAUGAUUUGUGGUUUUUAGACGACACUGAUCAGGUCAUUCUGAUCCAAAGAUCCAGAUGCAUUCAUUGGUCUGGCUGCAUUGAUUAUGUAUUUUAACGAGAAACAGCGGUGACAUGUCACAUCAUUCCCUGUAGAUCGAGAAACACUGGGUUUCUGAAAUGCUGGACUUUGCUCCAGAUUGAUGCUGCUGGUUGCCUGAGAAGAUUUUAUCGCAUUUAGUCACUGUGAAAGCUUCAAGUCAUAUCUGACUGAUGAUGUUAAGUUUUGAAAAGUUUAUCAUUAUCAUACUUUUGACUAUGUUAUGUGAUUAUACUUGAUUUUCAAGAAUGGUGAUAUACGAAGUCACAUUUUCAAAUAGUUUAUAUAUAUUGAUAUAUAUUACUAUAAAACUGUUAUGUUUGUUAAGAAAGCAAAGCAUUGAUGAAAGAGGGAACAUAUUUCAUAAGUACAUUGUUUUCAACAGUCAUUAGCCAGUUAAUGUCUUUAAAGCAAAUAUAUAUAUAAUUACAAAAUUAUACGAGAUAUUUAGUAAUAUUUCUAUUUUCAUGUAUUACAUGCAAUUGAUAUGUAUAUGAUGUCUUCCACGAAUGAAAACUGAUGGAGCAGCGUUUUGCAUUUAUAUAUGCAUGCAUGUGUUUAUAUGUAUAUAUGUACACCAAAUAAGUGCAUACAUACUGUGAACAGCUUAUACAGUGUACAUGAAAUAUGACCAUUAAAAAUUUUGGAACCCGUAUUUGCAAAUUUCAUGAAGAAUUGAUUUUUGUGUGUGAAGAGUCUGUUAUGUAUGGGUGAAACCACGUGGAUGGACGUCUGUUGAGUAGACGUGAAUGUUGCAGUUUGAAUAGCACAGAGUCGAUUUCUUUUAUGUGUAUAUCGGGUUGCUUGCCAGAGACAUAUUUUUCUAAGUAAUUAAAAGUUUGAUCUCGUGCGCUUGACACGGAAGAAGAGGACAGAGCAGGCAUCUGCAGUCUGUCGUGAUGUUGAAUGCCUGAUGAUAAUACACAAGAUUUAUAUAGGAAUUUGCUAUCCUUGUAUUUUUAUGCAGUCCUUGUAUGUCAAAAACAAUACUGAAUAGUUUUCAUAGGGCCAUGCACUUGGAUACCUAUUUUUAUGUUAAAUUUUUUAAUGGCAGAUCAGUUAUUGCUUUCCUGUAUGGAAGAACGUCAUCUGUUCUGUUUGCCUUAUCGACAACAAUUCAUUUUAUCUUCAUGAGUAUCUAUUGAUGAAACGAGUUGUGAUAGUGUCACUUAUUAUAUAAUAAAAUGAAAAAGCUUAGUUAAAGACUUGUGAUAAUUCACUAUAUGAUAUGAAUGACCAAAUAAGGAUAUAUUUGCUUUUAGAGACAAUUGGGCAUUAAAAUAUCAAUAUGUGACCUGUGCGUAACUGAAAAGUUGUUCAGAUUUGAAAGGUUUUGUGAGUGUUCAAUUGACUGCCUGUAUCUUUCACCCUUAUUGUGCAUGUACAACAUAUUUGUAAUUUUAAUUUUGUCCUUAUAACCCCUAGUGAUUACUGGCUGUAAGAUACUUAGAGUAAAGGUGUAUUACUGUAAACCUUAUUUGCUACACUUUGUGUUCAAAGAGGAAUGCAUUAAAGAAUAAUCAGGUUUAGUGUGGAUAAAAUAUCCAGUAACUUCUCUGUUAUGGCAUCUCACUAUGAUGAAUGGCACAAGCACAUUAUUGAACCACAGUUCAUUAUCGAGGUGUCUUACAGGGAUUUGGGGAAGUUUUUCCCCCAGUUUUGGAAAGUGGCCUUGAAAGAAUAUGAUCAUGGAUUUAAAAUAACUGGCUGUGAUAAAAUAUACUAUACUUCAGUAUUGCA
Molecule: messenger RNA, 4412 nt
Organism: Zootermopsis nevadensis
Lineage: Eukaryota; Metazoa; Arthropoda; Insecta; Blattodea; Termopsidae
Gene: Mitf
Product: transcription factor Mitf
Biological process (GO): regulation of transcription by RNA polymerase II
Cellular component (GO): nucleus
Molecular function (GO): DNA-binding transcription factor activity, RNA polymerase II-specific; RNA polymerase II cis-regulatory region sequence-specific DNA binding; protein dimerization activity
Source: RefSeq, a predicted model, not a curated record